AUUAAAUUCUCGCUUUCUGUAAACCCUUGCUUUUUGUUCCCAUUCAAUCAGUCAGUUUUUUCCGAUGACGGCGGCUGCCAUCGGAGCUGCAAACACCGCCCUGGUGAAGGAUCCCAAGCUUCAGUUCAAAAGUUUUGAUGGAUUGAGGAACAAUUCCUGCUAUUCGUCUACUUAUUCGCUUCUAUUGGACAAACGCAUACACCCAAUUUCAUCGGUCUCUUCUUCUAAUUCUCCUGCCGUCAUCAGGGCUGUUUCUACGCCACUGAAGCCGGAAACUUCUAUUGAGACUAAGCGAAGCAAGGUUGAGAUAUUCAAGGAACAAAGCAACUUCAUACGGUAUCCUCUUAAUGAGGAGUUAUUGACUGAUGCACCUAAUAUAAAUGAGGCUGCCACCCAAUUGAUCAAGUUCCAUGGAAGCUAUCAACAAUAUAACAGAGAUGAGCGAGGUGCCAGGUCAUAUUCGUUUAUGCUUCGUACAAAGAACCCAUGUGGAAAGGUUUCCAACCAACUGUAUCUUGCAAUGGAUGAUCUUGCUGAUCAGUUUGGAAUUGGAACUCUACGGUUGACAACCAGACAGACAUUUCAGCUCCAUGGAGUCGUGAAGAAGGACCUUAAGACGGUGAUGAGCACCAUCAUCAAAAACAUGGGAUCGACACUUGGUGCAUGUGGUGAUCUCAAUAGAAAUGUUCUUGCUCCUGCUGCCCCUUUUGUGAGGGAAGAUUACCUUUUUGCACAGCAGACAGCAGACAACAUUGCUGCACUCUUAACUCCCCAGUCUGGAUUUUAUUAUGAUAUGUGGGUAGAUGGGGAGAAGUUCAUGACUGCAGAACCACCCGAAGUUGUCAAAGCUCGCAAUGAUAAUUCUCAUGGGACAAAUUUUCCAGAUUCAGCUGAGCCUAUAUAUGGAACUCAGUUCUUGCCAAGAAAGUUCAAAGUUGCAGUUACUGUGCCUACGGAUAACUCAGUUGAUCUUUUGACAAAUGACAUUGGUGUUGUGGUUGUUUCUGAUGAUAAUGGAGUACCUCAGGGUUUCAAUAUAUAUGUUGGUGGUGGCAUGGGAAGAACACAUAGGAUGGAAACCACUUUUCCCCGCCUGGCAGAGCCCUUGGGUUACGUCCCUAAAGAGGAUAUUUUGUAUGCAGUGAAGGCUAUUGUUGUUACACAACGAGAAAAUGGCAGAAGAGAUGAUCGCAGGUAUAGUAGAAUGAAGUACUUGAUAGAUUCGUGGGGGAUCGAAAAGUUUAGGUCUGUUGUUGAACAGUACUAUGGAAAGAAGUUUGAACCGUCCAGGGAGUUACCUGAGUGGGAAUUUAAAAGCCAUCUGGGAUGGCAUGAGCAGGGCGAUGGUCGUUUAUUUUGUGGGCUUCAUGUCGAUAAUGGUCGGGUUAAGGGAACUAUGAAGAAGACAUUACGGGAAAUAAUUGAGAAGUAUAACUUGAAUGUUCGGAUCACACCAAACCAAAACAUUGUCCUUUGUGAUAUUCGGCCCUCUUGGAAACGCCCCAUCACUGUAGCUCUAGCACAAGGUGGUCUAUUGCCCCCUACUUAUGUGGAUCCCCUUAACAUAACUGCAAUGGCAUGCCCUGCUCUGCCUCUCUGCCCUCUUGCAAUAACAGAAGCUGAGCGAGGGAUUCCUGACCUCCUUAGGCGGGUUCGAGGUGUAUUUGAGAAGGUUGGUCUCCAGUAUAAUGAAUCCAUAGUAGUGAGAGUUACGGGUUGCCCUAAUGGCUGUGCUCGACCCUACAUGGCUGAACUUGGAUUAGUUGGUGAUGGUCCUAAUAGCUAUCAGAUCUGGCUCGGGGGAACACCGGCUCAAACUACAUUAGCCAGAACUUUCAUGAACAAGGUUAAGAUUCAGGACCUUGAGAAAGUUUUCGAACCGUUGUUCUACAACUGGAGAUUGAAGAGGAAGUCUAAAGAAUCAUUUGGUGACUUCACAAAUCGCAUGGGAUUCGAGAAGCUUCAAGAGAUAGUCGACAAAUGGGAGGGCGUACCAAAAUCAUCAUCCCGAUACUACUUGAAACUUUUUACCGACAAGGAAACAUAUGAAACUGUGGAUGCACUUGCACAUAUCGAGAAUAAGACUGCUCAUCAGCUGGCAAUGGAGGUCAUCCGUAAUUUCGCUGCUUCACAGCAAAAUGGCAAAAGCAAGUAAGCAACUAUUGUUACGGAAACGACAGGAAUAAGAGUAUGUUUUCUAUUUAUACUCUAGCGUGUUUCAAUUUGGCUGUUGAUUCAUAUUUUCUUCCAAACUUGCUGUUUGUUUUGACCUUUUUUUUGGUUUUUCCCUUAGAGUAGGAUUUGAUCUUCCAAAUGAUGUUUACAGAACAAUGGAUUUUGUGUUGUUUAUGUAGGUGUUCCAUUUUUGAUAUGGUCUCAUAUUGCAUCUUCUUUGUUCUGUAUCAUAAGCUUCCAGAUAUCAAAACUGUGUUUGGUUUCUA
Messenger RNA from Cynara cardunculus var. scolymus (artichoke), 2441 nucleotides. RefSeq names its product sulfite reductase [ferredoxin], chloroplastic-like. Gene Ontology annotation, biological process: sulfate assimilation. The record is from RefSeq and is a predicted model, not a curated record. The transcript is spliced from 8 exons. NCBI's taxonomy places the organism in Eukaryota, Viridiplantae, Streptophyta, Magnoliopsida, Asterales, Asteraceae. Bases 65 to 2155 code for a protein of 696 amino acids. Gene Ontology annotation, cellular component: chloroplast stroma; sulfite reductase complex (NADPH). Gene Ontology annotation, molecular function: heme binding; 4 iron, 4 sulfur cluster binding; sulfite reductase (ferredoxin) activity.